UGGAACUUCUUCUCUUUUACACAAAAGACAAAACCCAUAACCAAAAAUCAAAUCUUUCUAAAAUCCCAACUCAUACAACUUCAAGGGUUUGCACAAAAACAUGGCAACCUCUUUCCCUUUUCUUGGACCCAAUUCAAUAUUAUCUCCAUUUAUAGACAGAACAAGAACCUUAAACCCACUUUUCCACCGAACCCACUUUGGAAAUCUUGCAGUUAGCAAACCCUUUUCACGUGGCAUGCUAGGAGUGGCUAGAUUCGGGUCGGGUCAGGAUCCGUUUCUUGACCCGGAAAAUGCGGAGAUGAUUUUUAAGGACUUGUUUGCUAGAGCUGAAGGGUUAUUGUAUGCAGUUGCUGAUGCCGCUGUUGUUUCGGGUUCUGGUGAUACAACGGUUGUUGAUGGUGCUACUGAAAGUGCUAAACAGAAUAGUAGUGAUUGGCUCUCUGGUAUUACUAAUGGAAUGGAGGCUGUUUUGAAGGUUUUGAAAGAUGGGCUUUCAACUUUACAUGUGCCAUAUUCUUAUGGUUUUGCAAUCAUUCUACUGACGAUACUAGUAAAAGCUGCCACUUUUCCUCUAACUAAAAAGCAGGUAGAAUCAGCAAUGGCAAUGAAAUCUAUGGCACCGCAAAUAAAGGCUAUUCAGGAGCGAUAUGCUGGAGACCAGGAGAGGAUUCAACUUGAAACUGCUCGACUUUAUAAAUUAGCUGGCAUAAAUCCACUGGCAGGAUGUCUGCCAACCCUUGCCACUAUACCUAUAUGGAUUGGGCUUUACAGAGCACUCUCAAAUGUGGCAAAUGAGGGACUUCUGACCGAAGGCUUCUUCUGGAUACCCUCACUAGCUGGUCCAACAACAAUUGCUGCCCGACAAACUGGAAGUGGCACCUCUUGGCUUUUCCCUUUUGUAGAUGGUCAUCCUCCCCUUGGUUGGUCUGAUACUUUUGCUUAUCUUGUCUUGCCUGUACUGUUGGUUGUUUCCCAGUAUGUCUCUAUUCAAAUCAUGCAACCAUCCCAACAGAGUGAUGAUCCAAAUGUGAAGAACUCUCAAGCAAUAACUAAGUUUCUCCCUUUAAUUCUUGGUUAUUUUUCACUGUCAGUUCCUUCUGGUCUGAGCCUAUAUUGGUUCACAAACAACAUACUUAGCACUGCUCAACAAGUAUGGCUACAGAAGUUUGGGGGUGCAAAAAGUCCAGCCCUGAAAUUAACUGAUGAUACUUCUAGGAAAGAAAAACGUGGGGGUGCAAAAGUUCCAACCCUGAAAUUAAAUGAUGAUACUUCCAGGAAAGAGCAACCUCAAAUUCAGAAAUCAGUCUCUGAAGCAACAAUAGCUAAAAAGAAAGACCAGAAUCCUACUUCAGAUAGGCCCCGCCAGGGUGAUAGGUUUAAACAGUUAAAGGAACAAGAAGCAAGAAAACGGCAACAGAGGGAGGAGGAGAAGAGGAGAGCCGAGAUAGAAAAUAGGAUUGUAACUGACUCUAUUAAUGGUGAUUCUACGUCUCCGAGUCGCGACACUUCCACUUCUGAAGACUAUCGUGUUGUAAAUGGUGGUAGUCCUUCUUCGGAAGUGAAGGAAGACGAAAGAGUUCAGACUGGUGAAAUUUCAGAUGAUCACCACCAUGGAGAGGGUCAGCAUGUUUCUGACGAAAGAAAGAAGGGCGAAACUGUUACUUCUACCCGAGCUGCAGAUAACAAACUUCCACUUGAAGAUGCACAAGAAGACACAAGCGAGUAAGCAACUUAAACAAAGGCUAUACAUUUUACACUCGUAACGUGAGGAUACUUGAAUCUGCUGAAGUGCAUCAGAAACCUGAUGCAAAUAUUGAGUUCACAAGCUUGGAGGACCAUGUUUGGUUGAGAUUUUACACUUGGAGGCUGCAAAGAUGUAAAUUAUGAUGUUCAAGAGAAUGAGGAAUGGCGAUUGAGACUUGAUUUUUUUUAUGAGCAUAGUUGGAUAAGUAGUGUAAAGAAUCUGCUGUAUUACCUAAAAAAGAUUAGCAUCAUAGGUUUGAUAUUAAUACACCUAGCAUAUACCAAUGAAGUAGAAUUGUUGUAGAACAGUGCUAUAUUCUGUCAUAUUUGUAUCUCAUGUGUCAUGGAGCGCUUUCUUCUUUUUC
Messenger RNA from Lycium barbarum (goji berry), 2108 nucleotides. RefSeq names its product ALBINO3-like protein 1, chloroplastic. The record is from RefSeq and is a predicted model, not a curated record. Gene Ontology annotation, biological process: protein insertion into membrane; protein localization to chloroplast; thylakoid membrane organization. Gene Ontology annotation, molecular function: membrane insertase activity. Gene Ontology annotation, cellular component: chloroplast thylakoid membrane. Lineage: Eukaryota; Viridiplantae; Streptophyta; Magnoliopsida; Solanales; Solanaceae. The transcript has 11 exons. Bases 101 to 1726 code for a protein of 541 amino acids.